Molecule: messenger RNA, 799 nt
Organism: Neocloeon triangulifer
Lineage: Eukaryota; Metazoa; Arthropoda; Insecta; Ephemeroptera; Baetidae
Gene: ND-18
Product: NADH dehydrogenase [ubiquinone] iron-sulfur protein 4, mitochondrial
Exons: 4
Coding region: 77-646 (189 amino acids)
Biological process (GO): electron transport chain
Source: RefSeq, a predicted model, not a curated record
GACUUUCUUCACUUGCAAAAUUCAUCCUCCGCCAGCUGUUUUGCUCAAUCAUUACAAGUUUUGAGUCUUGUUGAACAUGGCCACUAAUCUGGUUCUAAUUUCUCGUCAAAUCCGACAGAAAUUAGCGAAUUGCGCCACUCUCACCGCUCAAAGGCAAGUGCUGAGUGCCAGUUUUGCUAGUGAUGGUUCGAAGCUGAAGGCCACUCAAAAAGAUGCCAAAGAACUCUUGGCUAGUCCCGAAGAGCGAACCCAUCAGAAGCAGAUGGAAGGCUACAUUACAGUCGAUGCCAAGGUUGAUAUUUCACCAGUGACUGGUGUUCCUGAAGAGCACGUUAAGAAUCGCAGGGUCAGGAUCUUUGUUCCUGCCAAAAACUCCAUGCAGUCUGGCACUGACAACAUCAAGGCCUGGCAAAUGGAAUUCGAAACUAGAGAGCGAUGGGAAAAUCCUCUCAUGGGCUGGAGCUCUUCAGGUGACCCUUUAUCUAAUCUGAAAUUGCAAUUCAAAAACAAAGAGGAGGCCAUUGAUUACUGUGACAAGAACGGAUGGAAGUGGUUCGUCCAGGAGCCAAACACCAAGACCCCAAAACCAAGGUCCUAUGGCGCUAAUUUCCACUGGAGCAAUAAGUCUCGUGUGUCCACCAAGUAAUGUGGCUGUUCUGUGUAUAGAUUUCUCCUUUAAAUUGCUGUGUAAUUGUAAACGAAUAAAAUAUCAAAAAAUGUUCAACAAAAUAUUAUUGCGUAACUGAUAAAUUACAUUUUAAUUAGUAAUUAUAUUAAAAUCUAAAUACCAAAGAAGGAA